AUGCGUUUCCUGACCAUCUCCACCCUCUUCACCCUGGCCGCCACCGCCCUGGCCGAAACCAACUACACCUCGUGGUCACAAAUGAAGGAAGGCCUGCCCGAGUGCACGAACCAGUGCCUCGACAACCUGUACAGGAAGACCACCAUCGAGAAAAACUGCGGCGACGACGCCAGCGUGGACUGCAUCUGCUCCACCAAGGUCCGCGGCAGAAAGAAGAACGCCAUGAAGGUGGCCGUCCACACCGUCUCCCCGUGUAUCCAGAAGGAGUGCGACGGCGGCAGCACUAACGGGACGGAGGUGGCGAACCAGUUCGCGGACCGCUGGAACGGGGUGAUCUAUGGGCAGUGCAAGGGACAUGAUCUUAGUGAUGAUGAUGAUGAUGAUGAUGAUGAUGCUGAUAAAGAAAAUGCUGCUGCGGUGCCUGCUCUUGGCUCUGGGAUGGUCGUGCUUUCUGCAGUGGCUAUCAUGGGGGGGUUCAUGCUAUGA
Messenger RNA from Aspergillus candidus, 486 nucleotides. RefSeq lists its product as uncharacterized. The record is from RefSeq and is a predicted model, not a curated record. Bases 1 to 486 code for a protein of 161 amino acids. The transcript is spliced from 2 exons. Lineage: Eukaryota; Fungi; Ascomycota; Eurotiomycetes; Eurotiales; Aspergillaceae.